AUGGAUAAGGCAAAGACGCUGGAAGUGCUGCGAGGCAUGAAGUUCAUGCAGCGCAAGGAGGAGGCGAAGCGGCGCGCCGCCUUUGAGGUCGCCCAGCGGGACGAAAUUGAGCGGCAGCUGCUGCACCCCGGCACCGGCAGCAGCGGCGCGAGCGGGGGCGUCAGUGACGGUGGCUCCUCUGCGCUCAGAGAUCGUGGCGGUGGCGGACCAGUCAGGGCGACGGUCUUGUACGACGAUUCCUUCCCCACACACGCGUAUAGCCUGUCGCGGCGCAGCUUUACUGAGACGCUCGGCGGUGGUGGUGCGAUCCCGGUCGCCGCGGGUCUCGGCGACACGGACGCACAUCUGGAAGGUAGCGCCGUGGAAUCGAGAGUUUCGCUGAAGGACGUCGGCGAGGCGCAAGCGUCAGCGGACGCCGCUCUGGACGAUAGUGAUGUCGCCAGUGACGAGGAAGUGGCAGACUUGUGGGGCGGUGAGGACGCCGAAGGUGAGUUGAAUGACCCGACGGCGGCCUCUGACAGACGAAAUCAGGGUGUUAAGAGGACUCGCGACCGCCGAGGCGACCGGAACCAGCACGCCUGUAGCGAUGGCAGGUUCAUAGUGAAGCCGUCUCUGCGCGCCCCGAAGCUGCCGCGGCGCCUGCAGGAGACCGUCGCGGAGCAGAAGCGGCAGCGCGCAGAAGAGGAGGGCGACAUGAACAUGUAA
Molecule: messenger RNA, 705 nt
Organism: Leishmania major strain Friedlin
Lineage: Eukaryota; Euglenozoa; Kinetoplastea; Trypanosomatida; Trypanosomatidae
Exons: 1
Coding region: 1-705 (234 amino acids)
Source: RefSeq, a predicted model, not a curated record